Molecule: messenger RNA, 683 nt
Organism: Alosa alosa (allis shad)
Lineage: Eukaryota; Metazoa; Chordata; Actinopteri; Clupeiformes; Clupeidae
Product: BICD family-like cargo adapter 1
Exons: 6
Coding region: 1-624 (207 amino acids)
Biological process (GO): vesicle transport along microtubule; Golgi to secretory granule transport
Source: RefSeq, a predicted model, not a curated record
AUGACGCGUCUGGAGAGUCUACAGGCAGAGAUAAAGAUGCUGUCGGAACGUAAGAGAGAUCUAGAACGGAGGGUGAACAUCAUGAUGGAUGAGAACGAACAGCUGCAGAACACGAUGGAGAACCUGAGAGAGAGAACGCUGGUGUUGGAGAAGCAGUGUCACGAGAAGGACCUACAGGGCUCGCGGCGCAGUGAUGAGGAAGCUCUGGAGGAUCAGGUGCGUAAGCUGAGUGAGGAGCUGAGAGCGAUGAAAGACCUUUACGAGAGCGAACAGGAGAGAACACACAACAGCCAAGAGGAAACACUACAGCUACACAAUCAGGUGGCGCUGCUCUCGGUGGAGGCGUGCUCAUGGCGUGAGGAGACUGAGCGAAUGAGGGCGAUGGCAGACAUGCACGAACCCAACGAACAGCUUCAGAGCGCCAUACGGGAUCGAGACGAGGCUAUUGCCAAGAAGAAAGCGGUGGAGAUGGAACUGGCCAAAUGUAAGAUUGACAUCAUGUCCCUGAACAGCCAGCUCCUGGACGCCAUCCAACAGAAGCUCAACCUGUCCCAACAGCUGGAAGCCUGGCAGUUUGCCUCUUCAGGGCUCUUUACUGUGUGGCUCUUGUGGUUUCUGAUCUAGUGGCCUUUCUCAGCUUCCGUACCACCCCCCUCCCCUGUGGUACUCCCUUCCUGCCUCUG